Messenger RNA from Leptopilina heterotoma, 1447 nucleotides. RefSeq lists its product as uncharacterized. The coding region runs from base 151 to 1278 and encodes 375 amino acids. Gene Ontology annotation, cellular component: cytoplasm. The transcript has 3 exons. Lineage: Eukaryota; Metazoa; Arthropoda; Insecta; Hymenoptera; Figitidae. The record is from RefSeq and is a predicted model, not a curated record. Gene Ontology annotation, molecular function: ubiquitin protein ligase activity.
AGAUAACGAAGCUUGUGACAGUUCACGUCUGUUAUUCACAGUCUGUAGACGUUUUCAGUUUAAAAUUCAAUAUUGUGUCAAUUUUCAGAAUUAAAAUUCAAAAGGGUUUGAAUAUUUGAGAGAAUUGUGCACAAAAAUAUCGUAGAAAAAAUGAACCAUUUGUAUCCGAGUUUAGAGGAUAAGUUUCGAAAUGAAGGCGUCUGUCCAAUUUGCAUGCAGGAAAUGGAUCUCACACCAAAAUUUUCAUGCGUGAAUAAUCAUGUAUUGUGCUAUCGUUGUAAACCAUAUUAUUUCUCUUGUCCAAAAUGUCGUGCACCAAUUAAUGUUCAAAUUGCACCACGAGAGGUGAAUUCCUUCAAUCCACCAGCACCUCCGGUUCAUCUAAUGCCACACCCAAUGCCACGAACUCCAUAUCCAACAACUCAAAUGCCAAUAACAAUGCCAAUGCCCAGUGCACCAUCGGAGGUUGAUUUUCAUUUUCACGAAAGACAAAAUUGGCAACCCGAACCGCCAACGGAGCAUCAGGAAUUGUUACCAUGUUCCUAUUCCCAUAUGGGAUGUUGGGUCAAAUUCCCAGAACACUUGAGAGAAAUUCACGAGUCCAGAUGUCAGUACCAUAAUGCAUCAGGAGAAAAUAUUGGCGACUGUAGAUACAAAGAAGCAGGCUGCAAUAUUCAACUCCCAGUUUCUAAGCUAGUAUCCCACGAAAGUGAUUGUUCAUACAAAGGAAGAUUUGAAGAAAUGGAGAACUUACGUUCCUCAAUGGGAGACAUGUCCCUAAAUCGUGAUCCAAACGAAAUUGUUGAUUGUAAAUACAGAAAUGUUGGUUGUAUGGUUAGAAUGCCAUUUCAUAGGAAGAGGCAACAUGAGGAGAAAUGCAAUCACCGAGCCGACGACGAUGAUGAUGAUUCCGAUGAAGUGUACCACGAUCCAGAUGAAUUAGUUAAUUGUAGAUUUAGGGAUCGCGGCUGUAUGGUGAGAAUGCCCUUUAAAAGGAAAGGAAUACAUGAGGAGAAGUGUAAUCAUCGUGAUGGGGAUAAUUACAGCGAUGAUAAUGAUGAUUCCUGCGUUUACUAUGAAGAUCCAAAUGAACUGGUCGAUUGCAAAUGGAAAAUGUACGGAUGUAGAGUUAGACCAAAAUCAUCGUACAGAGAAAUCCAUGAAGGGAAAUGCAAUUACAAGCAAGAUGAAUGCUCCUACAGGGAUUAUGGAUGUCCAGCGAAUUUUCAUUCUUCGCAGAGAUUCGCUCACGAAAGAUCAUGUCGUUAUGCUCCCUAAAACUAUAAUUCAGUUUUUUUCUUAUGUUUUAAUAAUUUAAGGGUCUAGAAAUAUAUUUUUUUGGAGAAUUUUGCUAAAGAGGAGAAAAGUAGUUUAGACCUCUGCAGUCUUUGGAAUAUUUUUGUAUUUAUUUAAAGUGUUUGCAAUAAAUUUUUGGACAAAACAUUAA